UAAUUGAUAAAACAGCCGCAGUAUAUAAAGCAAACUAAAAUAAGUAACACCAUCAGUACCAAAACACGUCUGUGAAGAAGGACAUUGGUUUGACAAAAUGUUAAAAUACGUAAUACUUUUGUGUUGUUUAGUGGCGUAUGUGUAUUGUGGUGGACAAAGUAGUAUCAUAAGACCUGGAGGAGGACAUGACCAUUAUUAUCCAAUUUACAAAAAGAAGAAGCAUCACUUUCCAUACCACUUAAUAUAUGCCGGAUUCACGUACUUAACAUUUUUGGCCAUCAAAUUCAAGCUGAUUUUCUUCUUCGGAACCAUAUUUGCGGUACUAUGCGCCGGAGCAAAGGUGUUCGCCUUCCUCAAAUACCUCAACAAAGAGAAAACCCCGAUUAUCUACGACCACGACCACGGCCCGGAGAAGAUCUACAUCCAGGCGCCUAGCCACGGUUACAGCGCACCAGGCAGUUUUGCCGGUCCACCCGGAUUCGACGGCAGCUUCUCACCCUAUUCGGCCGGUCCGUCCGUCGACCACCCUCCACCGGGCGCCGACACCAUCGGCGACUCUUACGGACCGCCCUCGCACGGCCGCAGUGCCAACGACGAAGAAGCCGACGGACUGUUCGAGAGAUACGAAACGUUCGCCAGAAUGAUGAAAAAGGUGAACCUGACCGAAUUGGCGUUUGAUUCCAUGCACCUGACGUCGCUGGACUGCAAGAGGAGGUUUGUGUGCGAGUCAGACUACAGGGCGAACAAUACCAUAAUCUUGAAAGCUGGAUACGAUUGGCUAAAUGAUGAGGAUUACAACAAGUACAAAACCACUGAACCAGUAUCCUCCGAGGAGGAAUGUGCGGAGUUAUAUCCCGAUUGCCCAGACUACGAGAAGAAGGUCCAAAUGUAAUCAUAGUAUUUAUUAAUUAUUUAUUCAUAUUUAUUUAUUAGAUGAAGUUAACUAAAUAAAUUAUUUUAUAUUAAUAACAUUUUUUAAUAACCCUUCCGUACCGUAAAUAACUUGUAAAACAGGA
This is a messenger RNA of Aethina tumida (small hive beetle), 1016 nucleotides long. RefSeq lists its product as uncharacterized. Lineage: Eukaryota; Metazoa; Arthropoda; Insecta; Coleoptera; Nitidulidae. The transcript is spliced from 5 exons. The record is from RefSeq and is a predicted model, not a curated record. Bases 98 to 892 code for a protein of 264 amino acids.